Drosophila biarmipes is the source of this 1235-nucleotide messenger RNA. Its product is annotated as low affinity immunoglobulin epsilon Fc receptor-like. The record is from RefSeq and is a predicted model, not a curated record. Lineage: Eukaryota; Metazoa; Arthropoda; Insecta; Diptera; Drosophilidae. The transcript has 2 exons. The coding region runs from base 35 to 1120 and encodes 361 amino acids.
UUUUUUAACAGUUCACUUGAAACUCGCGUUCAAAAUGAUUAGUCUCCGAAUUUUUUUUUCGUUUGUCAUUAUAUUUGCGAGUCUAUGUGGAUCGCAGACGAAAUCCUUAGAUGGCGAUUUUCCUAAAAAUAUAAUAAAAACACCAGUGAAAGAACAGUGGUUAAAAAUAUUUCCGUUCCUUGAUUACAUUGCUAAGCAGAGCAAGUGCUAUGUUUCUGAAGACCUGCAGAAAACGCAAUCAGCAAUACAAGAGGACAAUCAGGGGAGACUAACCAGAAUAGAAAGUCAGCAAACGGAACUCCAGGAGAAUCUGAAAUUCUUGCUGGAAAGGCUUAAGAAUAGUAUCCCGGAAGAUUUUGGGGAGAGGCUGGUCAGAAUGGAGGAUCGGCAGACAUCUUUACAAGAGAUUCUUAAGAAUAUUCCAAGUGAUAUCGAGGAGAGACUAAGCAGAAUGGAGGAUCGACAAAAGUCUUUGGGGGCACAAUUAGAAGCUCGGCUCGUGGUAGAGCUGCAAGCUAUUAGAAAAACCAUUCCAGAAAACUUUGAGGAGCGGCUAGCUAAGAUGGAAGUCCAGCAGAUAUCAUUGCAGGAUGCUCUAAAGAAAAUUCCAGGGGACUUUGGGGAAAGAAUGGAUCGGUUGGAGGAGCAUGAAAACGAUAUGCAGAAGGACUUACAGACCAGGAUGGACACCCAAAAGGCCGCUCUGGAGGACGCUCUGUCCACUAACUUUACGAGGGUCGUUCGGCCUAAGUUUGAGCAAAUCGGCUCUAGGCUAUUCUACAUCGAAAGCAAAAGGAUAUACAAUUGGAAUGAUGCUGUCAGCACCUGUCGCGAACUGGGUGGCUAUAUAGCCUCCGUUAAGGACAAGGAGGAACUGGACGCAAUCGCAGAAAAACUUGGUAAAAAACGUUACUGGCUGGGCAUAAACGAUCGAGCCAGUAAGGGCAACUACAUAAACGAGGCAUCAGGUAAAAAGAGUGAAGUCUUAAAUUGGCGAAAUGGAGAACCAAACCAUGGACUUGACGGUGAGAAUUGCGUAGAAAUUGUUGGCGGCGUAAUGAACGAUGAGCCGUGUUCCAAUGAGUUGCGUUUAAUUUGCCAAAGUGACAAUGAAGUUUAACUGAAACAAUUGUAUACAAAAAACAAUCGAUUUUUAAACUUUUACAAGCUGAAUAAAUAAAAUUUGUAUGAAAUUUAAAUCUUUAAAAUAAAGUAAAAUAAAUAAAUAAAUAUUA